AUGGGGAAAGCACCAGUCAAAGGUGUGUUUCUGGUGCUGGUGGCGUUAGUGCCCAUGUUCCCCGCAGUAGACGCCAAGAAGGAGAAGCCCAUGAAUGUCCCGUUCCCACAGGAUGCUAUCGACGAUGUACGCUGUGAUGUGUGUCGCCUCAUGGCAAAGCGCGCUUACGGUUAUGUGUACGAACUGUUCGUUACAAGUGAACACACUCGGAUUCCUGUCAACGAGGAAAACGUGCUUGUGGCAAUCGAGGACAUAUGCAAUCCCUUAGCGGCUUCGGGACAGUGGAUUCGGCAAGUCGCCGUAGACACUUCGUCACCGGCUGCCGCAAAAGGGCCCUUUCACAUCACACUUACUGAAUUGCCACAUCACUCGAAGUGCAAACGCACGUGCAAGACGCUGUCUGACGCUUGUGAGGCUGUUGUCGACGACGACGACAUGGACCAGUUCUCCUCAAAGCUCCUUAUAUUGAAGAAGUACAAGGAUGCAUCUGCUCUCGCCGAUGCUACUUGUGGGGUAUCGGCUUUCUGCACCUCACGAACAGGUUUUUCCUCAAAGAGAUACAAGGAGUUACUUACGCUGGUCGCAUCGGACGUUGUGGAGGUGAUUGAACAGAAGGAAAUGGAUAUUGAACGAUUCAUGGAUGAAAUGGAGCGUAAAGGGAAUAGGCGCCAGGAAAUCUACUCCCGGGAAGAAGUUAUAAAAAUGCAGAAAAGCCUAAUCGAGGGGGACAUUGAGACUGCAGCAGGUAUUGAUCCUUCCCUUAAUAAGCUCACGGAAGAAGAGCAACUGGCUCUGCAGCAAAUGCUAAAGAACAAACCAAUGGGUAAGAAGAGGCCUCCCGAGGACGCAGGUCAAGCUGCCUCUCCAGAGGGUGAUUCAGCGGAGGUGAACCCUGAUUUGUAG
This is a messenger RNA of Trypanosoma brucei brucei TREU927, 903 nucleotides long. RefSeq lists its product as hypothetical. Bases 1 to 903 code for a protein of 300 amino acids. The record is from RefSeq and is a predicted model, not a curated record. The transcript has a single exon. Lineage: Eukaryota; Euglenozoa; Kinetoplastea; Trypanosomatida; Trypanosomatidae.